Pecten maximus is the source of this 5296-nucleotide messenger RNA. RefSeq lists its product as uncharacterized. The record is from RefSeq and is a predicted model, not a curated record. The transcript is spliced from 11 exons. The coding region runs from base 139 to 1680 and encodes 513 amino acids. NCBI's taxonomy places the organism in Eukaryota, Metazoa, Mollusca, Bivalvia, Pectinida, Pectinidae.
UAUAUGCAUACAGUAUCCAGUAUAUCUACUGAUCAACUGUGAGGGUAAAUUGAUGCCCGUGGUAUCGGCUGGUAACCAUAACACAAUCCUCAGAGACUUCAGCCUCCAUACAGACCCGGAUCGGGAAAGUUGCUGACCAUGCCUUCACGCACACAAAAGAGAACUAUCAUCCUUGCCUUUGUCCUUGUCGCCAGUAUGCUGGUAAUAUUAAAUAAAAGUCAAAUAUCUGAUUUUCACAAAAACUCAGCUUCGGUGCAGGAAGUAUUGCAUUACGUGCUUCAGAAGAAGACGUUCCUUAUGUGGCCAAACAUGAAUCCGAUACCGGAAACAAUUACUCUAAAGACGUUGCCACUGGAUCGACUGUCAGAUCUAUAUUACAGCUAUGUCAACACACUGCAGGUGUUUUGUCCCGUAAAGAGAGUUUACGGAGGAGUGAAAUUUGGGUGGUACACAUGUGAUCUCAUCAAGGACGAGUCUCCUAAAGCAUGUGUAUCAUAUAUGAUUGCUGACAAGGACAUCAACAACGCCUUUUUCGAAGAGCUCAGACAGGACUACCAAUGUGAGAGAAACGUGAUACUGAAAAGUACAAUUACAGCCGCUCAAAACGCCUCCUCCAUAGAAAAUAAUUAUCCAGUGUCAAUGCUGAAAUCAAAGGUCAAAGUGGAUUACAUGGCGAUCGACACUGGGGGAGACGAGACGGCAUUGUUGUCCUGGAUGUUAACAAAUAGCCUACUGGAGAACGUUAGACAGCUGCUGGUUAGCUUCCACGGAAUCGACGCUGAUAGUAAACAGUCCGUUUACUUGGAACACCUACAGGUCCUGCGAAAACUGUAUUCUGAGGGUUUUAGGACAUUCCACUUUGCAAGAAAUAUUCAAUGUGUUUUUAAGGGGAACUCGAGAAGAACUGGCUGCUAUACACUGUACAUGAUGCGACAGGUAUCAGUGAAGGGUCCUUUAGAAGUGUACACACAAGACAGUAUAAAAAAUCAACCGCUCAACCGAUUGGCUACGUUGUAUAACAGUUUAUUGGUGUCAUCUCAAGUGCACUGUAAGCAGGUGGUCCGUUUAGGGAAAGUGGAUGACGGAGGAUGGGAUGUGUGUAACGACACUGAGUACAGACCCACAUCACCGUGUCUCGUGUACUCGUUCGGAGUGGCCGGAGACUGGUCAUUUGAUGAUCAAGUGUCGACGGUUUAUGGGUGUGAUGUUCAUUCUUUUGACCCAAGUAUUGGAAAGCCAGAUCAUAAACGAUCAGAAAAAAUCACAUUCCACAAUUUGGGGUUGUGGGGCAGACCAAAGGGAAAGAAAGGGAAAUGGAACAUGAUGAAUCUGAAGGGAAUCAUAGAGAUGCUCGGACACACUGAGAGAAUCAUUGAUAUCAUUAAAAUGGACAUAGAAGCAUCAGAGUGGGAAGCUAUUCCCGAUAUGCUGGCCACUGGGGUGCUUAAGAACGUCAGACAACUCGACUUUGAAUUUCAUGGUAGCCCUAAUCCCAGCGAAAGCCUGCGAUCGAAGCUGACAUCACUACGAGGCAUUAACGAUCAAGGUUUCAAACUGUACUGGUCUCAUCCUAAUAUAAAGGGAGGCAAUCCAACAAAACUCAGUGUGACAGGGAGACAGGUUAGCAGCUGCUAUGAAAACUACUAUUUGAACACAAAACUAAGUAAGAAUAAAGUCUAAUUAUGUGUACAUAGUUUUAACACUUUGACAAAAACCGAUUCGUUGUUCUGGCCAAUAGUACACUAAAGUAACACAUAGUACCUAUGUUUUAUUUCAGCAAAAGUGUAAAGACUUAUUUUGGAUGUAUUGAAUAAAAAUAACAACGAUUGGCAACUUAAAAAAGAUAGCGGCAAAAUAUUAAUACAAAAUUAUAUUUGGAACUUUUAUGUUUAAAAACAGUAACGUUCAUCCAAAACUUUAUUUGUCAUGUGUUUAAUCUAAUGUGUUACAAAGUAAUUAAUGUUUUAUGGUGAGUUAAUGGGGUGAUACAAAGUAAGUCACAUCCUUAAUGUUUAAUGGUGAGUUUAUGAAGUGAUAGCAAGUAACCUGCAUCCUUAAUGUUUAAUGGUGAGUUACUAGACUGAUACAAAUUAACUCGCAUCCUUAAUGUUUAAUGAUGAGUUAAUGGAGUGAUACAAAGUAACUUGCAUCCUUAAUACUUAACGGUGAGUUACUAGAGUGAAACAAAGUAAGUCACAGCCUUAAUGUUUAAUGGUGAGUUAAUGCAGUGAUACAAAGUAACUUGCAUCCAUAAUGUUUAAUGGUGAGUUAAUGGAAUGAUACGAAGUAACUUGCAUCCUUAAUGUUUAAUGGUGAGUUAAUGGAGUGAAACAAAAUAAGUCACAUCCUUAAUGUUUAAUGGUGAGUUAAUGGAGUGAUACAAAGUAAGUCACAUCCUUAAUGUUUAAUGGUGAGUUUAUGAAGUGAUAGCAAGUAACCUGCAUCCUUAAUGUUUAAUGGUGAGUUACUAGACUGAUACAAAUUAGCUCGCAUCCUUAAUGUUUAAUGGUGAGUUAAUGGAGUGAUACAAAGUAAGUCACAUUCUUCAUGUGUAAUGGUGAGUUAAUGGAGUGAUACAAAGUAACUCACAUCCUUAAUGUUUAAUGGUGAGUUAAUGGAGUGAUACAAAGUAACUCACAUCCUUAAUGUUUAAUGGUGAGUUAAUGGAGUGAUACAAAGUAAGUCACAUCCUUAAUGUUAAAUGGUGAGUUAAUGGAGCGAUACAAAGUAACUUGCAUCCUUAAUGUUUGAUGGUGAGUUAAUGGAGUGAUACAAAGUAACUUGCAUCCUUAAUGUUUGAUGGUGAGUUAAUGGAGUGAUACAAAGUAACGUCACAUUCCUUAAUGAUUUAAUGGUGAGUUAAUGGAGUGAUACAAAGUAACUCACAUCCUUAAUGUUUAAUGUUGAGUCAAUGGAGUGAUACAAAGUAUGUUUGUAGAAUAUAAUUUGAUCAAUUUGCUUAAAACGUGAAAUUUUGGUUAGAUUUUUGGUGUCAUUAAUCAACGUAUAUGUUUUAUUGCUUUGUACAUAUUCAUGCUAUUGGUAGAGUGAACUGUAUCACAAACAAACGCUUUGAAUUCUUAAAGGAUUUCGAUAGUACAUUUGCUCUCUACAUAGUUUGUCAUAUUUAACAUAUUUUUAUUGCAUUUAUUUAAACAGAAAAAAGAAAUAUAGACAGGAUAUAUAAGCAUACGCAUACAUUAUACUAACUUGACUCGGUCUCAGCGGUAGUCUUUUCAGUCGCAUCCUAGGUAUCAAAACAUCAGGGCCUUAGCGACGGAACAUUGUAGGAGGCAGUUUGGUUUUAGAUCUACUGUACACUGUAUUUAACUGCCCAUUUGUUAUUGAAAGGUGCUUAACUUUUCUUAGUUUUGUUCAAACGUUGGUAAAGUAAGCUAGGGUGCGGUAUUCUUCAUAGUGCAGAACACACAUUGUUGCUCACUACUACAGUACGUAGAACAGUUUUUUUUUUAUAUAAAUCGAUAUAUCUGGUGAAUAAAAUCAAUCAGGUUAAACAUGGUUGUUUGUCCCAACGAAGCAACAGGACUUACCAGGGGUUGCCUAAUCCUAUAGAUAUGAUAGUUUAUAUUUUGUUAUUGUAGGCAGAAAAGGAGGUGUCUAAGCAUUCAAUAACCUAUAACUUUCUUUCUACCGUUGUUGCAGUUUAUUUGAUAUUUUGUUUCCAACAUUGAAUAAAACGUUUUGUUAAUAUUCCUAUUUUCCAAUGUUUUCAAGCGAAAAAGUUGUAUAGUUAAAGGAAAUUAGUACCAUAAUAACAUGUAAUACUUUUUCUAUAUAAAUUUUCCACGUAGAAUUUCCAUUCGGGUUGGUUUUCUCUUAAAGAUACUAGCCUACAACUUUUUUUUUAUAUUACUAAAAGAUGACGUAAUGGAUUCAUUUGAUAUAAAGGCAUUUUGUACUGAAUAUACCUGUACAUUUUCCAACCUUUUAAUGGGGGUACGGGCGCUUGUGGUCUAUUCAUCACCGAGCUAUUGCCAGACACAUUUUACUUGACCAACAAAAAAUUUGUUAUAUCCUGCAAGGCGUCAAUAUGUUUGCUUUGCUGCCUCAUCCCCUUGAUUUCUGAUAUAUCCGGUAAAAUAUCGGCAUAGUGAACUAUGAUUUUUUGUUCAUCAUUUUGAAACGCUUUUCAACUGUAUAUCGUAACAUGACGUUUCCGUCAUUCAUACUAUCAUUUUUGCUCGGUGAUGUUCUUUUGUUUUUACCGGUUUAUAUAUAUAUAUAUUUCAUAGACGUUACAAUCAUGCCAUGUAAUCGCACUUUCUAGAGAGGAAUUUUGAUUCAGCAUUCCUUUAAAGCUAUUGACCUUUGCUUUUACAUACGGAUAUUGUAAAUUUGGCCUAAUUUUCAUUUAAUUCGUGAUUCAACCAUUAAUUUUUUGAUAUUUUACCUACUUUUCAUGACAGGUAGUUUUGAUUUCCUAGGGUCGAAUUCCUUUUACAUGAUUAAAAGUGAUGUUUCUCACUUUUUUUUAGUAUUUCAGGGUUAUCUUACCUCCUCAGCUCCGUUCAAUGGCUUGUGAUCGGUUAUAUCAUGGCAAGUAAUCGUGCUUUCUUAUUGUUAUUCUGAUUUGACAAUGUUCUGGUUAUUUCUAUAUUUUUGAAGCUUCAGCGUGCGGUACUUUUGUUUCUGUGUUACAAUAGUUUCAUUACUUUGAUGAUUAAAUUGUAAGUCUGAUUUUACCUGAAUCAUUAACCAUUAAUGCCAUACCCAGGUUGUUUGUGGCUAAUAGCAAACUAGACUAGCUGGUAGGAAAAUGUUUAUAUAGAAGCCGAAUGUUUUAACUUGAAAUUAUAAAUGUUUGCCUGUAAUUCUGACUGUUUGAAGAUUUUAACAGGAAUACGUGGGUAAUAUAUUCAAUGACUUAACCAGGCGUUUUCAGGAUAUGACCAAUGCUUGUUGGAUUAGAUUUCCUGUAUAUUCCUUAAUAAAUGUAAAUAAGGUUUUUUAUUCAUAUGAUUCCACUUUCUAAAUUUGCCCAAAAUGCCAGACAUGUGGGAUGUUCACAAGGAGCACCGAUGUAUACCAUGGGUAUACAUAUUGUUUCUCGCCGAUAGGUAUAACUGAUAGUGGUCUGCGUUAUGUUACCCAAUAAAAAAAGAAUUAACGUGAUACUUUGUAAAACCAUCCUACAAGUGUCAGCAUGUUUUAUUCCUUCAGUUUUUAACAUUGUAUUUGAAAUAAAAUCAGUUCCUUGUUCAUGGAAAUAUGUAAUUAAAAGAUAUUGUGUUUGUUCAUAUUAAAUGUUUUAAAUGUUAAUAAAUUCUGGAAUUGU